AUGCAGGAGUCUUUUACUCCGAACUUAUUACCACCAGAAUCGGACGUCUGCGUCCUAUCAGACGACAACAACUACAGCAAAUGUUUCUACUGCCAGGAAAGAUUCGGCAACACAGCUGAACAGAUUUGGCCAAACCCAAACACAAAACCAUUCCACUGUCACGAGUGCGACAUCAAAUUCUACAAACUCGACCACUUUGUUGACCAUUUCACUACCCACAAAGUCCAUGGCGAAGUCAGGCAGCCGUUCUUGUGUCCCACAUGUAACAAAGGGUUUGAAAAUAUCAUUGCAUUUUCACAGCACGUUGCAUCCCACAUGGAAGGUAAACUGUACGCCUGUCCUCACUGCGAUGAAUCGUUUGAAUUCGAGAGCAACUUGAUUGGUCACCAGGUGUUACAUAACAAGAAGAUUGAUGGCCUCAUGAAGUGCGAAUCAUGUGAGGCUCUCUUUCCAAUUGAGAACUUUGUCGCUGACCGGCUGAAUUCCAAGGAGUUGUACAGCUGUGAGAUCUGUUUGCUGGACAACUUCUCUGACCUGCUGGAGUUGUGUUUGCACAGAGCAGUGCUUCAUCCAAGCUAUACGUACAGGUGUGCGCAGUGCAGGAAAAUGAGUGUUAGCUCUCAGAAGCAAAAUCCUGGGGGAAAUGGCGGGACCCUAUGUGAAGGGGACGUCGAGAGCCUAUGCAAUGGGGAAGACAACAGCGAGGUUAAGAACUCCGAGGAACCGGGUGACUUGAGUGAUAAUGAAAACCUUUCACAAGCAUUGAGCAUUCUCGGUCAGCAGGCAGGUCAUGAAAACGGGCGAGGGGCCAUGCUGGACUUGGGGGUUGUCUGUGAGAACACCACUAGUCAUAGUAAUAAAAAUAACAAGAAGAAAAGAAAGCCCUCCGUUAGUAGUAACAGUAACACUACAGCUGCUACUGUCAUCACAAAUAACAGCAGUGGUGGUGGUCAUGUGGAGAGUCGAUGUCAAACCAAACAUUGUUGA
Octopus sinensis (East Asian common octopus) is the source of this 987-nucleotide messenger RNA. RefSeq names its product zinc finger and SCAN domain-containing protein 2-like. Gene Ontology annotation, cellular component: chromosome. NCBI's taxonomy places the organism in Eukaryota, Metazoa, Mollusca, Cephalopoda, Octopoda, Octopodidae. Gene Ontology annotation, biological process: regulation of transcription by RNA polymerase II. Gene Ontology annotation, molecular function: chromatin insulator sequence binding. The transcript has 2 exons. The coding region runs from base 1 to 987 and encodes 328 amino acids. The record is from RefSeq and is a predicted model, not a curated record.